This is a messenger RNA of Candidula unifasciata, 4659 nucleotides long. Lineage: Eukaryota; Metazoa; Mollusca; Gastropoda; Stylommatophora; Geomitridae. The record is from the annotation of a GenBank genome assembly.
AUGGGCACACAGCUGAUUAACACUGGAGGAGGCAACGUGAUUCGAGCCAGCCUGGCGCCUGGUACUCACACCAUCAUGCCAUCAGGAGGCACCGCCUCUCGACAGAUUGUAUUACCAUCUGGCCACACUAUGAUCCCCCAGCAGGGCAACACUGGAACCAGUGGCAUGGCCAAGAAUGUUGUGCUCAGACAGUUGAAUCAUCCUAACAUGUCGUCCGUUAUUUAUCAGAGUGGACAAGGGGGUCAACUGAUCCACUCACAGCCAACCUUGAUAUCGUCUGGCUCUGGGCUGCAGGUGGUCAACACAGCUGGGGGUCAUGGCAACCAAGUACAGCUGAUAGCACAGCCUUCACUCAAUCAGGGUGGCAUUGGUCAACAGCAGGGCACAGUGAUGAAUCUGAUCAACAACUCCGGCAACGGUAACCAGAUCACUGGGCUGAUGCCUGGCCAGAAUAUCUUUGUCAAUGGUCAGGUUCUAAGCAUUGGUCAGCUUGGUAGCUUAGGUGUGCCCCAACUUCAGGUACAGCAAAACUCCCAAGGCGGAAUGACUCUGGCUGACAUCAAUGCCCAGUUCCAGUCCUCAGCUCCUCAUUUGGUGAUCCAGCAAGGUGGUCAACAGCAGCAGAUUGUCCUACAGCCAAAGAACAACCCUUCACCUUCCUUCAUGACUAAUGCUGUUUUAUCCCACAGAUUUAUUUCUGGCCUCCCAGGUAAUAAGACGGCUCGAACGCCGACUCCAAAUGCCAGUUCAGCUUCAUCCACACCGGUCAUGACCCCAACGCCGUCCACCCCAACGCCAACUCCGACACCGGAACUCAUUGCUGACUUCACAGGGGGUAAAAGUAGUCAGAGCAUUGACAUUUUUAAGCAGGCGCUGGACAUGUCCGACAUUGACUUGCAAUCCUUUGAGGAUGAUAUCAGCUUUUUGGAUGAUACUGCAGGCUGCUUUUCAUCGAUCACCCCUCAGCCGGCUCCACAGACACCGGCACCACCAGUCAAACCAGCCAUUAAGCCUGCUAAAAGUAAAUCAAAAGCAUCAAAGUCAAGAUCGAAAAAUGUUCAGCCAGUGGUGAAUGUGACUUUACACAACAGCAUUCUGUCCAUGCAGAAUCCGCAGGAACAAAACGUCACUCUGAAUCCGCAGCAAAGAAUUGUUACUGCGAAUGGGCAGGUGUAUGUCCUGUCUGGCAACAAUUUUGUUCUUCAGCAAUCUGCCAGCUCGGCUAGUCAGAUCACUUCUCACAUUACACCAGUUUCGUCUGUAGCAUCGAUUGCGACUGCCACAAAUCGCACACAGAUGAGUGUCUCCCCUGGUUACCAUUUAGACUCGAAAGGACACAUACAACAGGGCCCAAACCCAGCCACUUACCAGAACCUCACUCUGCCCAGGCAAAUAAAAGUUGAGCCUAACACCGUCCCAGUCAGCCUGGGACAGAACAGUGUCUUCUCAUUUUCCGAGUCUGACAGAAAGACUUUCAUCAAGGCAAGUCCUGGGGGUUGUGCAGAUUUCACAGUGACAUCUUCUGCACCUGCGUCUGCUGCCAGGUAUAAUACUUACACAACAGUCAGCUUCAUUAGCUCCCAGCCUACCAUUUCUCCGAGCUCAGCAGAUUCCAACCAGAUGCAGAGUAUGCAGCUGAAGAACCAGAAGAUCUCAACUCUGGGUGGUACUUUUAUUAAACAGACACCAAUAAGUUCUGUGAUUAAACAAGAGAAUCUUACAGACUUUAACCAGCCGGUUUCAAAUUUCCAGUCAUUUUCCUUGCCGGUUUCAAACUUCCAGACUUUUAACCAGGCUGUUUCAGGCGUACAGUCUUUUAACCAUUCGGCGCUAUCACACAUCCAGUCCUCACCACAUAUGGCAGCAUCAGCAACCACUCCUACGACAUCCUACCCUAGCCCCACCUCCAGCUUCAGUGCAGUGUCAUCGCCUGUAGUCAUUUCAUCAGCAUCAUUCUCAGCGGUGGUCACAACCACUACACAGUCUCACCAGAUGACCAUCAUGAGCACAUCACACAUGGCCAGCAGUCAGCAGGGCUUAGUCUCCACCACAAACUCCUACCAGCCGCAUUUGUCUGCCUCAAAGGAGAGAGAUCCAGCGUCUGUUAAGACAAUGAUCCCCAUCAGGAUUGCCGACUGCACCCUGAUGCUGAGUCUUACACCCGGAGAGAAGGAGCGGCUGGAGAGUAAGCUCUCCCAGAUGAGUAAGAAAGAUCAGGAAGAGUUUCUUAUGCACCAGCAAGGUUUGAUCAGGCGCUCCCACCAGAUGCAGGUGGAGCAGCAGCUAAAGCAACAACAGCAGAAACAGAUGUUGCAGCCAAAACACCCACAGCCGCAGGAUUUCCAGCAGCAGGAACCGUCACAGCCACAGAAACAAACCCCACAGAUGAUGCAAUACCUGCCGUCACCUCGCCUGGAUCAGCAACAGCCGCAGUUGUCGCAUGCGGAGAGCUACUCCCCAGUUGCCAGGUUGGCUCAGUCCACCCAGGGGAAUGGUCUUCCUGAGUUGAUGUCGCCACAAAUGUCCCUGGGACUACCAACCACAGUGCAGGAACUCAUGGAAAAACCUGAGGCAGAGCAACAGAUAAGCUUGCAGCCAUUUUCCUCUCAGAAGCCUACAGAUCCGUCACAGCAGCUUCACCAUGCACCAUCCCCUCAGCAGCAGCAGCAGCAGCAGCAAAUGUACCAGAACCUUCAACAGAGAACUGUAUCCUUGCCUCAGACUUGUGGCCCUGUACAAACGUUUGGGGUCGCUCAAAUAGGACGUUGCUUGGCAGAGCAGCAGUUACUGCGAGACCGCAGCCUGGCAAUGGAGCCAGAUGUUAGCACUCCCUUCAAGAGCUUCUCUGAUGCCAUGAGGAGGCUGGUUCGAUACCACACUCUACAGGAUCACAAACCUGAUGAAGGCAGUAAGGCUCAUAAGAUCUGGGAUGCCAGGUACUCCAAACUGUGUGAUUACUUGGUGAGAAAGAAACGUUGCUACAUGAGGAGAUAUCACAAAAUGAUGCUGUAUCGCGAUCUGUGUCUGGACAAGCAGCCAGACUACAUCCAAAAUUUGCUUUGCUUCAACGAGCAGUUACGGGCUGGGAUUGACAGUGACAAGGAAGAGGCAAUCAGCAAUCCAGAUCUUUUUGAUCCAACCAAACCUGGAUACCGUCGCAAUGGACCCGCUACCUCUUUUGAGACGAAGACAGAGGAUGCUGGUUGUUUGAGGAGAGUAGCUACUGAAAGUUGUGUGAUGGAUUCCAAGCAUAGACACUUGAUUUUGAAGCGGAAUAGAUCACCAGUUUCUGAAUAUGGUUCGGAACUUGGAGGGUAUGCCCAAUCUCCUAGUCUUAAAAGAGCUGCCACAGAAAAGGGUCUUACAGGAAUGCUCAAAUUAGUGAUCAAACGGAGAACGCUUGAUAAUUUUAUUGUAAAGAAUUCUGUGGAAGAUGUGAAAGCGUUGCCGCGCGAUUUUCGACCUGUGGUGGAUGUAGAAAAGAGUGAUAGUGAGUAUGAGUUCGACACCAGUGCUGCUGACGUGUCGAAGAAUCAACCAGUGAUUGUCAGGAGACGAACCUUGUCACUGACCUCUCACCAGACCUCGUUUGAUGCGGGCAGUGAGAGCGGCUCUGCCAGCUCGCAUGCUGAAGAAACAGCAGGCCAGUCGUCGGAGGAAGAAGGCGAGAAUUUGGAAGAGGAUGGGGAGGAGAGUGAUGAAGAUGAGGAUUUUGAAGAGAAAAGUAGUGGUGACAACGAUGAGUUUGUCGAUCAUGACCGGAAAACUAAACAGGACUAUAUUUCUUUUGGAGGGGAUAUUGACAGUAAUGAUGUCGAAUGUGACAGCGAUGAUUCCUGUGAUGAAGAUGCCGAUGCUUUGAUGGGAAUAGAUGCAAGAGUAUCCGAACAAGCAUCUCCUUAUUUUGAGGUAAGUAAAACUGGCGCUUCGAAUCACUCAUCCUCUAGUGCUGGUCAUAAUACAGACAUUGGGAACUACCACAGCAAAGACAGUCGGUCUCCUAAUGGCUCCUGCGACACAUCUGCAGCAUCGGAUGUCGCGUUUGACCCUGGUCUGCCAUAUUCUGAUUCAGUCCAUAACAGAGCCAACUGCAAUGACCACAAGAAUGGCGGCUCAGUAAGGGGGAGUGUGGAACAUCGUAAAUUCACAUUUGGAGCAAGCGCAGGUGAUGGCAGCCGGCGGUUUUGUACAACAUCACAUGUGUCUUUACCAGCUGAGGAAGAAGAGGUCGAGUAUGUGGCUGAUAGUCCCGUCAGCGUUCUGGAAAAAGAAGCAGCUAGGACAGGGCUGCCCAGUUCAACCCUGUUUACAACCCCAAACAAAAAUUUGUUAGCAACCGAUGCAAUGUUUAAUUCGGACGAUGAAGAUGAUGUGAGGGGUAGUGCCCGGCUGGUGUCUAAGUUUGAAAUCGACAACAAAGAUCCACAGAGCAGUAUGAUUGAUGAGUCCGUCAGGUCAGUCAUCGACAGCGUACUUAACGACGACGGCGAUGACGACAAUCAUAAAGGCCCUCAGACUAACUGGGCCACGUCCACACACAAACUACAGCCAUCUACUGGCCAUCGGAAUCUUUUUCAUCAUUUCUCUUCAUCAGUUUUACUUCCGUCUGGUCGUGAUUCUAACCGUGACAUUACAGUGCCAAAAAAUCUGAAAAGUUAG